GUGCUUCUCCCUCCUCCACCAAAUAUCUCAUGCCCUCUCUCUAAUUUCUAUCUCUAAAAAGACACACCUCAAAUUCUCAGCCAUUUUCCAACGAUCCGAUUUCGACCCAAAUGGGUAUUUGCAGCUCGUCCGGGUCGACCCAAGUGGCCACCGCCAAGCUGAUUCUACAGGACGGAAAUUUACAAGAAUUCCCGUACCCGGUAAAGGUUUCCUACGUGCUCCAAAAGAACCCCACUUGCUUCAUCUGCAACUCCGACGAGAUGGACUUCGACGACGUCCUUCAGGCCGUCAGUGAUAACGAGGUGCUCCAGCCGGGACAGCUCUACUUUGCCUUGCCGCUCAGCUGGCUCAAGCACCCGCUGCAAGCGGAGGAGAUGGCCGCAUUGGCCGUAAAAGCCAGCUCCGCGCUUAUGAAGAGUGGCGGCGAAAAAUGUGGAUGUCGCCGGAAUUCGGUGUCUCCACUGAUAUUUUCCGGCGUGGAGGUGAAGGAUCGCCGGAGAGUGGUGGCCAGUGGGGGGUCGAGGAGGCGGAGGGAUAGUGGUGGAAAUGGACGGUUUGCGGCGGAGUUGAGUGCAAUUCCGGAGUAGGGGUAGUUUGGGAAAUAAGAUGGGUAAUUGUGUAAAUAGAUUGUAACGAUUUGGAUGUGAUUAGUGGGUGGCUAGAUUUGCUUAAUUUUGUUUAGGAGUUUAAUUUGUUUGUCCCCUAACCAUUUUGGGGUGGUGUUACAAUUUUACCCUGAUGGUUUUGAGAAAAUUGAAUUAAAAAAAAAAAAAAACAAACAAACAAAAUGUUCCCCAUAAAAA
This is a messenger RNA of Malus domestica (apple), 803 nucleotides long. RefSeq lists its product as uncharacterized. Lineage: Eukaryota; Viridiplantae; Streptophyta; Magnoliopsida; Rosales; Rosaceae. The record is from RefSeq and is a predicted model, not a curated record.